This is a messenger RNA of Sphenostylis stenocarpa, 1941 nucleotides long. NCBI's taxonomy places the organism in Eukaryota, Viridiplantae, Streptophyta, Magnoliopsida, Fabales, Fabaceae. The record is from the annotation of a GenBank genome assembly.
AUGUAUGAUUUUAAAGCUUCUGUUAUCCAUCCCUUUCACGGUGAGUUGCGCAGCUCCGACGAGCCUUGUAAUGAGCCCAAUUUAGAAACCCUAGGCUGUGUUGUUUCCUCUUCAGUUCAAACCCUUUCUCUUCAGCACCAUCCGAGUGACGAUUUGCACGGAAGCCCUGCUGCACCGUAUUCGGGUGGAAAAGGAACUACUACAGAUGCACUUCUGCUGGAUGGUGUACAUGACCAUGACAUGCCUGUCCCCAAGAAACGACACGAGCCACCAAGUGCUCCUCUUGUGGCAGUUGCAGCACCUGCCUCCAUGAACAGUUUGCAGGUGAAGAAACCCGAUUCCCCACAAAACAAGAAAGUUUCUACUCAAUGUUUGAUUUGGGAGGGUGUCAAGAAUUUGGCUACCGAUCAUGCACCAGUGGUGCCCAUUUCACUAUUUGUGGCUGUUCUCUGUCUUUGCUUGGUCAUUGGUCACAUGCUUGAAGAGAAUCGAUGGGUUAAUGAAUCCAUUGUUGCCAUUAUAGUAGGAAUCAUUGCUGGAAUUAUACUAUUAUUGGUCACCAAAGGAAAGAGUUCUCACAUCCUUACAUUUAAUGAAGAACUAUUCUUCAUAUAUCUCCUUCCUCCCAUAAUAUUCAAUGCAGGAUUUCAGGUGAAGAAGAAACAGUUCUUCCAUAACUUUUUAACCAUCAUGUUGUUUGGUGUCAUUGGUGUUUUUAUUUCAACGUCUAUUAUUACUUGCGGCAGCUGGUGGAUAUUCCCCAAGUUGAAGUUGCUUGGCCUGAGUGGACAAGAUUAUCUUGCUAUAGGAACAAUUUUCUCAUCAACGGACACAGUUUGUACACUGCAGGUUCUCCAUCAAGAUGAAACUCCUCUACUAUACAGCUUAGUCUUUGGGGAAGGAGUGGUAAAUGAUGCCACCUCAGUUGUUCUCUUCAAUGCAGUGCAAAAGCUUGAUGUUACAAGAUUUAGCAGCAAGACAUUCCAAGUUAUUGGAGAUUUCUUCUAUCUAUUCGUGUCAAGCACUGGUCUUGGAGUUCUAGCUGGCCUUCUCACAUCAUAUAUCUUGAAAGCCUUAUGCUUUGGAAGACAUUCAAGUAUUCGAGAAAUUGCAUUGAUGUUGUUAAUGGCAUACCUGUCCUACAUGUUGGCAGAGCUAUUUGAUCUAAGUGGAAUCCUCACUGUUUUCUUUUCUGGAAUACUAAUGUCACAUUAUGCAUGGUAUAAUGUGACUGAAACUUCAAGAAUCACAACCAGAAAUGUGUUUGCGACAAUGUCAUUUAUUGCAGAAACCUUCAUAUUUCUAUAUGUGGGCAUGGACGCCCUAGACAUUGAGAAGUGGAAGAUGACUCAAUUAAGUUUUGGAAAUUUGCUGGGGAUAUACAGUUCCUUAAUCCUAUUGAUAUUGCUUGGGCGCGCAGCAUUUGUGUUCCCUCUCUCUGCUCUUGCCAAUUAUACGAACACACGUGCUGCUUCUGACCAAGCAUCAAGCAUCACUUUCAAACAUCAGAUAAUCAUUUGGUGGGCUGGACUAAUAAGGGGAGCUGUCUCUAUUGCUCUGGCUUUCAAACAGUUUACAUAUUCUGGAGUUACUUCUGAUCCAGUUAAUGCAACAAUGAUUACCAACACCAUUAUUGUUGUCCUUUUCAGCACACUGGUGUUUGGUUUUUUCACAAAACCACUAAUCAGAUAUCUGCUACCCCACACGGCUACAAGGAAAAACAUCAUCCAUGAAGAGUCAGGUCCACCAGUUGAGGACUUAAAUCUACCUUUGCUAUCUCUUGAUGAGUCAGCAGCAACCAACAUCAGCCGCGCAAAGGAAAGUUUAUCCAUGUUAUUAGAAAGUCCUGUCUUCACCAUACAUCACUAUUGGAGGAGGUUCGAUGAUGCUUACAUGAGACCCUUUUUUGGGGGACCUCAUCAUAAUGGGUCAGAGUGCUAG